AAAGAGGGAGAAGAAAUGACAAGUGAGAAACCAGAUCAAAGCAUACUCGCACUUGGCGAGGAAUAUGAGGAGGAGUUUGAGGACGAUGAUGAGGAUGAGGAACAUGACGAUGAUGACUUUGAGGACGAAGACGAGGAUGAGCAGGACGACGAGGACGAUGAAGACGACGAAAACUAUGAAGAGAUGACCGAGGAGCAAUUAGACGAACUAAAUAGAUUGUCAUCACAGAUUGAUGAUCCAUUCAAGAGUGGUCCAUCACUCGGCGGUAGCAAGGCUCCUCCAGCCAUCAACACUCCAGCUCAGCCCACCGGAGUGUGGGGCAACCUCUCGUCAUUCCUUCAGCAGACUACUUCCAGUGAGUCGUCGUCGUCAUCGAGUCAGACCACUGCACCAGUGAUCGCCUCAUCUACAACAUCAGCCAACAACAACACUGAUUCAAAGAAGGACAAGACUACAACGACUGGAAUUGAGGACCAAAUGGCAGGACUGGGAUUGUCACACGCCAAGAUGACAGCCAAUCACUUAAUCAUUGAUACCAACGCACUUAUUCGCUCAGAGGCGCGAUUCGAUACUUUGGCCAAGGAGCUGUGGACCGUGCCCGAGGUCUUGGACGAGGUGACCGACAAGAAGACAAAGGCCUUUAUCGAGUCGUUCCCAUUCGAGAUCAAGACACGCGAGCCUUCACCCGAGUCUAUGAAGGCCGUCGUCGCCUUUGCUCAAAAGACAGGUGACCUUGCAUCCCUUUCAUUGGUCGAUCUCAAGGUGUUGGCGCUCACUCAUAUGAUCCAUGCUGAGUGCGAGGGUCUCGAGAGCAUCAAGACUGAGCUUCAGCCAACCAAGCCAAAGUUUAUUCCAAGGCCCAAGAAGCAACAGCCACAACAACAGCAACAGCAACAGCCAAAGCAGCCACAACAGCCAAAGCAGAAGCAACAGCCACAACAAAAGAAGGACGACAAGAGUACUAAAGUGAAUGGAGGUCAUGCAGCUUGCACACACGAUCAUCCACAUCCCAUCCCAGCCACCACAUCAACCCCAACACAGACACAGACACAUACACCAACAGAGACAACAACAGAGUCCACACCAACCCAAACACAGACUACAGAGACCCCCACCACCGCUACUGCCGACGCAGCCACGACGACAACAACAUCAAAGAAGAAAGGAAAGAAGAAUAGCCAUCUGAUAGUCAACAUGGAUAAUAUAAAGGAGGAUGCGUCGAAAAUAGUAGAUCCAAGGGAGGUGUUGGAGAAGAUGAAGAAGCAGAAGGAGUUGGAGGCUGCCGAGCGUCAGAGACUGAGGGAGGCCAACGCACCCAAGGACGAGGGCGAGUGGAUCACCCCAGA
Acytostelium subglobosum LB1 is the source of this 1346-nucleotide messenger RNA. RefSeq lists its product as hypothetical. Gene Ontology annotation, cellular component: preribosome, small subunit precursor. The annotation marks the transcript as partial. Gene Ontology annotation, biological process: maturation of SSU-rRNA. Gene Ontology annotation, molecular function: RNA endonuclease activity. The transcript has a single exon. The record is from RefSeq and is a predicted model, not a curated record. NCBI's taxonomy places the organism in Eukaryota, Evosea, Eumycetozoa, Acytosteliales, Acytosteliaceae.